Molecule: messenger RNA, 1023 nt
Organism: Penicillium alfredii
Lineage: Eukaryota; Fungi; Ascomycota; Eurotiomycetes; Eurotiales; Aspergillaceae
Exons: 2
Coding region: 1-1023 (340 amino acids)
Source: RefSeq, a predicted model, not a curated record
AUGUCCCAGCCGAACCGGUCCCACCCCGGAGUUCUACACGAAUACGCUCCGCGGCUCGUCACCUUCGAGUUUACCUCAUCUAACGCGAGCAGCAAACCGAACAGCCUGAUCUUCGUGGGCGGACUGACUGAUGGAUUAUGCACAGUCCCAUAUGUGUCCAAGCUGGCCGAGGCUCUAGAGCCGACGCAAUGGUCGGUGUUCUCGACCUUGCUGUCCUCCUCCUACGGCGGAUGGGGCGUUGGAAGCCUGGACCGAGAUGUCGAAGAGAUCGGGAAAUGCGUGCGUUAUAUCCGCAAUCUCAAGGCGACUCGGCUGCCUGGUGCGCCGUCGGAGAGCGGAAAGAUUGUCAUCAUGGGCCACUCGACGGGGAGCCAGGACGUCCUUCACUACCUCUAUUCGCCUAAUCCACUCCCCCAAAGAGACUUUGAUAUCGGUCUGCAGCAUCUGGUCCGCCCCGAGAUCCAGGGCGCUAUCCUCCAAGCACCGGUUUCAGACCGACAGGCCAUCUUGGAGAUGAUUAAGUUGGCCCCGCAGCCCAACGAGGCACGGGGUGCUUAUGACCAGCUCGUGAGCACUGCCCGGCGACAGCCCUACACCGAGGACAAGAGAGACUCCAUGCUCCCACUGAACUUGGUUGCGCAACUGGGACUUCCAGGCGACAACCCUCUGAGUGCCCGCAGAUUCCUGAGCCUCGCCAGCCCGGAUAGCCCUGAAAACCCGUCGGACGAUGAUCUCUUCAGCUCCGACUUGAGUGACCAGCGUUUGAAGGAGACCUUUGGGGCCAUCGCGUCCCGGGGUAUCCUUCAAACAAAGGUCAUAUUCUUGUAUUCGGGCAAUGAUGAGUACUGCCCCGCGUGGGUCGACAAGGAGAAGCUGCUGCAGAGGUGGAAGCAAGCGACCGAGGCUGGAGGCACAACAUGGGAUCAGAACAGUGGCGUUGUUCCCGGAGCCAGCCACAACAUCAAGGAUGAGGGCCAGGAGGACCUGGCUGUCCGUGUCCUACGAUAUCUCCAAAGCCUUUAA